This is a messenger RNA of Lutra lutra (Eurasian river otter), 2417 nucleotides long. RefSeq names its product glutamine synthetase-like. The record is from RefSeq and is a predicted model, not a curated record. Gene Ontology annotation, cellular component: cytoplasm. Gene Ontology annotation, molecular function: glutamine synthetase activity. NCBI's taxonomy places the organism in Eukaryota, Metazoa, Chordata, Mammalia, Carnivora, Mustelidae.
AGAGCCGAGAAUGGGAGAAGAGUGGAGCUUCUAAGCAGCACGCCGGCCUCCUCUCCUCACCUCACCUCGCUCUCGAGGCCUGCCCGUCCCGCCGCCUGCUCGCCGCCCAGAAAAACGUCCACCAUGGCCACCUCCGCGAGCUCCCACCUGAACAAAGGCAUCAAGCAGUUGUACAUGUCCCUGCCUCAGGGCGAGAAAGUGCAAGCUAUGUAUAUUUGGAUUGACGGGACGGGAGAAGGAUUGCGUUGCAAGACCCGGACCUUGGACAGUGAGCCCAAGUGUAUAGAAGAGUUGCCUGAGUGGAAUUUUGAUGGCUCUAGUACCUUUCAGUCUGAAGGCUCCAACAGGGACAUGUAUCUCAUCCCCGUUGUGUUUCGGGACCCUUUCCGCAAGGACCCCAACAAGCUGGUGUUCUGUGAAGUCUUCAAGUACAACCGGAAACCUGCAGAGACCAAUUUGAGGCAUACCUGUAAACGGAUAAUGGACAUGGUGAGCAAUCAGCAUCCUUGGUUUGGAAUGGAGCAGGAGUAUACUCUCAUGGGCACAGAUGGGCACUCUUUUGGUUGGCCUUCCAACGGCUUCCCUGGGCCCCAAGGUCCAUACUACUGUGGCGUGGGAGCAGACAAAGCCUAUGGGAGAGAUAUCGUGGAGGCUCACUACCGAGCCUGCUUGUACGCUGGCAUCAAGAUUGCUGGGACAAAUGCUGAGGUCAUGCCUGCCCAGUGGGAAUUCCAGAUAGGACCCUGCGAAGGAAUCGACAUGGGAGAUCAUCUCUGGGUGGCCCGUUUCAUCUUGCAUCGUGUAUGUGAAGACUUUGGAGUGAUAGCAACCUUUGAUCCUAAGCCCAUUCCUGGGAACUGGAACGGUGCGGGCUGCCACACCAACUUUAGCACCAAGGCCAUGCGCGAGGAGAAUGGUCUGAAGUACAUUGAGGAGUCCAUCGAGAAACUGAGCAAGCGGCACCACUACCACAUCCGAGCCUACGACCCCAAGGGGGGCCUGGAUAACGCCCGGCGCCUGACUGGAUUCCAUGAAACGUCCAACAUCAAUGACUUCUCCGCCGGCGUGGCCAACCGUGGGGCUAGCAUCCGCAUUCCCCGGACUGUCGGCCAGGAGAAGAAGGGUUACUUUGAAGACCGUCGCCCCUCUGCCAACUGUGACCCUUUUUCCGUGACAGAAGCCCUCAUCCGCACAUGUCUUCUCAAUGAAACUGGCGACGAACCCUUCCAGUACAAAAACUAAGUGGACUAGACUUUCAGCCGUCAAACCCCUCCUCAUUCUCCAUCCUGCCUCCAUGUUUGCCCCUCUCUCGACCGUCCUAAUAGCUGUAACUCAAAGAGCGGAAUAUCAAGGUCUUUUUUUAUUCCUCAUGCCCAGUUAAUAUCUCUUUGCUUCCUUUGGCCAGGAUAGAGGGGUCAGGUUCUUAAUCUUUUUACACCCCGGUCCCCCAUCUUUUUUUCCCUGUCACUGAAGCUGUCUAGUACAUUAGUGGGGAGGGGGUGGGGAGGCAUAACCACUGUUUCCAGUUAAUCAGGUGUGUUUGUCCAGUAGGUGUAGCAAUCCGGACAGAGCAUAGUGUUUGUGAAGGGAGGGGGAGGGCUCUUUCUUCCAGGUAGCUGAGUGUUGGGGGAGGGGGGGUUACUUACUUACUCUGGGGUUAGGUUAGGAUUUCCCCCUCUUGGUGGGGAGUUCCUCUUGGUGUCAGGUUAUAACCAACUUUCUGUUAAAAGUGAGACUUAGGAGAGAGCCAGGCAGAAAAAUGCACCCCCGUCCUCCUGGUACAGGGCUUCCCUCACCCAGGUCGAAAUGGCCCUCCCUUGAAGACAAGCUCAGCAUAAGAAUGGAUUGACCUACCUUAGAAGAAGAAGUUCUUAACUGCUUGGUCCUUCAUUUAUAACACAAAGCAGAGUAGUAUUUUUAUAUUUAAAUGUAAAAACAAAAAAAAUUAUAUAUAUGGGUGUGCAGAUAUGUGUGUUUUUUUUCUAAAGGAGGAAGAACAUUCUGGUCACCGGGGAGCCAAACUGGAGACAAAUAGUCUGGUUGGAAAUAAGGGAUCUCUUCUUGAGUGGGGGUGAGGGAGGCAGUGCUUGCAAAGCUGGCUCUCUGGGGCCCUUUGCUGUUCCCUUACUGUCACUGUAGGGUCCUCUGUCCUCUGCCUACUCUUCCGGAGGUGGGGGUGGACACCUGGUCAGGUUGACAGGUGCAGGCACGUUGUGGAAGGAGCGCUCACCUGAGCCCCACAGCUUUGGUUUAAAAGACACACAUGCCCACAUGGAUUUAGAAAUAAGAGUUGGCUGGUCAACUUGAGCAUGUUACUGAUAAGGGGUGAUUGGGAUUAUUUUCUGGUGGGACUAGCAUGUCACUAAAGCAGGCCUUUUGAUAUAUUAAAAUUUUUUAAAAAGCAAAAAAAAAAAAAA